Angiostrongylus costaricensis is the source of this 1176-nucleotide messenger RNA. Lineage: Eukaryota; Metazoa; Nematoda; Chromadorea; Rhabditida; Metastrongylidae. The record is from the annotation of a GenBank genome assembly.
CAGCAAGACCGCCGCAAUGCUCAAAUCUCACCUUAUUUAUUCCUAUACUAUUGUAAGAAUCGCUUCCGAAAUCGUCAUAUUCCACGGGAAGCCGAAGAAUUGACCGGCAAACAGCUGAUUGACUACGUGAAUAGAAAGCAGAAAUUGUGGAAAGCCAAGAAGCAUCGUCGUUUCGUCCACUAUCCAGAUCGUACAAAGUGGGGUCUGAUGGGCGUGAACCAUGUUCAUCUAAGUGUGAAGGCAAAACAACAUUUGUCCAGCACUAAAGAUCUCGAUAUCGAUAUUCCGGAGACGUUUGAUGCUCGUCAACAUUGGUCAAACUGUCAAUCGAUAAAGAAUAUUCGCGAUCAAUCAAGUUGUGGAUCAUGUUGGGCAUUCGGAGCUGUGGAAGCAAUGUCCGAUCGCAUAUGCAUUGCAUCGAAUGAAAAGAUACAGGUCACGCUUUCUGCCGACGAUCUUCUCAGUUGCUGCAGAACCUGUGGUUUUGGAUGUGAAGGCGGUGAUCCAAUGUUAGCAUGGCAGUACUGGGUGGAUCACGGUAUAGUUACUGGAUCGAAUUUCACGGUAAAUCAAGGAUGUAAGCCCUAUCCAUUUCCGCCAUGUGAACAUCAUUCGAAUAAAACUCGCUUUGAUCCAUGUCGACAUGAUCUUUACCCAACACCGAAAUGCUCUAAGAAAUGCGUACCAUCCUAUAAAGAGAAGAACUACGAUGAUGACAAAUUCUACGGCCGAACUGCUUAUGGAGUUAAAAAUGACGUCGUUGCAAUUCAAAAAGAAGUUUUAACUCACGGACCAGUUGAAGUGGCUUUUGAAGUGUACGAAGAUUUUCUUCAUUACGCUGGAGGAAUUUAUGUGCAUACUGGUGGAAAACUUGGAGGAGGACAUGCAGUGAAACUGAUUGGAUGGGGAAUUGAUCAAGGAACACCGUAUUGGCUAAUUGCGAAUAGCUGGAACACGGAUUGGGGAGAAGAUGGAUUUUUCCGUAUCCUACGAGGUGUCGAUGAGUGUGGCAUCGAAUCCGGUGUUGUGGGUGGUGUACCGAAGUUAACCAAUAUUCAGCGCAGGUGCAACUUAAUUACCAAUAUUUUACAUAAUUCAGUAAUUUUGAACAGUCGGUUAUUUUAUUGUUACAGGGGUUAUAUCGAAAAUUAUGCAUGGGAAGACGACGACUUUUGA